Molecule: messenger RNA, 1902 nt
Organism: Malus domestica (apple)
Lineage: Eukaryota; Viridiplantae; Streptophyta; Magnoliopsida; Rosales; Rosaceae
Product: FCS-Like Zinc finger 8-like
Source: RefSeq, a predicted model, not a curated record
CUGAUUCUCAUGCACGCCCACGCUUCUUUAUAUUCACCCUCACCAACCCAUAAAUCCGACGAGCUCUCUCUCUCCCUCUCUCUCUGCAACUCCACUUCGAUGUUUCAGGUUCAUGAUGGGAAACUGAUUUAGUGCGGAAAUAAAGAGAGGAGAGAGAAAAAUAUAUAUAUUGAGAGAGAGAGAGAGAGAAGACGCAUAAAUCACAGUUCAUGUGACGAGCUAGCUACUCCUUUUGUUUCAUAUAAUUCUGGGUUUUAUUCGUUUGUCUUUUUAAUUUCUAAUCCUGGUUAGCUUCUCGUUUGCUUCCAAAUUCUGAAUCAUUUCUUCUGAUGAAAAAACCACUUUUGCUAAACCAAAAAUACCAACAAAAAUAUAAAAAGACAUAAAAAGCUGAGUAGCACCAACAAAAGAAGGAACAAAAAUACAAGCUUUCUUUGUUUUCUGAUGCCGUGACGCAUGCACGUCUUGUCCUUAGAGAUAUGGAGGUCACAGAGUUGUGGCAGCAGAGAGAGAGAGAAUCGUUUCAUGGAAUCGUUUCUGCAAUUUCUGGUUUCUGGGUUUUUUCAUCUCCCAUUCUCUAACACCGCAGAGCUUAAAAGUCUGCAACUUUCUGCCAUUUUCUACAGCUUCAAAGCUUAGGGGUUUUAUUUUUAUAGGAUUUUUCAAGAACCAGAGCAAGCAAGCAAGCGAGCUCGCUCCAAUGGCGGAAAACGGCUCUCUUCUCUCUCCCAGAGAAAAACACACAAAACUCACUUCCUCUUUCUUCGCGAAUCCGAGAUUGUUCACCAGCUUCACCUCAAAAGCCGUCUCUGAAUCCGACGCCGUAAUGAGCCCAACCUCCAUCCUCGAAACGAAACCGUUUCUGGGCCUCCGAAACCCCUUCUGGUCCGAAUCGAACACCCCCAGAACCCCGGAACCCGAAUCCAGACGCAUCCACUGGGACAAAUUGGACUCCAAAGGCAUCGGCCUCGCCAUCGUCGACGCCCUCAACGAAUCCGACCCGAAACCGUCAAAUCCCAAAACUCGAAUGGUGAUUUUCGGGUCGCAGCUCAAGAUCCAAAUCCCUCCCCUGCAACCCUCUGUUCUCUCCCCUUCCCGAUCACCGAAAUCUUCGGCGGAUUUCAGCACCAAGACGGAGAAUUCCCAUCUGGGUUCUUUCUCCUCCGUCUUGUCUCAGUCGCCGGAGAAGAAAUCGCUGUUCGAAUCCGAGACGAUGAAUUCGACCCGGGUUUUCACGAGCCGUCUCUCUGUCAGUGAAAUGGAGCUCUCUGAGGAUUACACGUGUGUGAUUUCCCAUGGGCCGAACCCGAAAACCACGCACAUCUUCGACAAUUGCAUCGUGGAGAGCUCCGAUGGCGUCCCGGAGUUUCCUCCCGGCAGGAAGUCAAACGGGUCAAGCUCUCUGUCUGAGAGUUUUCUCAGCUUCUGUGACAAUUGCAACAAGAAUCUUGGCCACGGCAAAGAUAUUUUUAUGUACAGGGGUGAGAAGGCAUUCUGCAGCCGUGAGUGCCGUUACCAGGAGAUGUUGUUGGAGGAGGGAGUGGAUAAACUGGAAGCUUGAGUAGCUGAUUGUAAUGUGCAUGGACCAUGGAAAUUGUUCCUGACACUUGACUGAAAAACUUCAACAGAGAGAGGGAGAGGGGUACCUUUUUUUUAUUUUCUUUUUUUUUUGGAGCUAAAUAAUAGGGAAGGAAGGAUAGUGAUUUGUGCCAUGAAUAUAAUCCAUGAAAUGAAGAUACAUGUAAGACAAUAUAGUAGUUGAAUUUUCUGGGAGAAUGUAUCUUUUUCUUUUUUGUAAUUUGCUUUCUGCUUCCCCUCCUUGUAGAGUUGUAGAGGGAAUGAAAUCAAAGGCUGAGUUUUGUUGGAUUGUUAAAUAUAUAAUUGUUGUUGGAUUUUCUGUAA